UCGUAUUGGCGGCACAAGCUCUACAAAGGACCCCAAGGCCAGCCCGUCCUGGUGCAUUAUUGCCGUUCAAGAGAGACGACGGAGAGGGAAGCGACACUCUUCGCCACGAAACCUGUCCUGGGGUUUGACAUCGAAUGGCAACUAUGGGCAGGGCCUUCCAGUGGUAUCAAAGCCAAUGUGGCGCUAAUCCAGUUAGCUUGCGAGGACCAUAUCGGCCUCUUUCACAUUGCAUUGCAUCGAGGAGAGACGGCCGAAGAGUUGAUCGGACCGGUGCUCAAGGGCAUCCUGGAAAAUCCUGCGAUCAUCAAGACCGGAGUCAACAUUCGAGGAGACAGUACGCGUUUAGCCAAAUCUUUGAACGUAGAGAUGCAGGGAUUGUUUGAACUCAGUCACAUUUACCGUCUGGUUACUUUCGGAGUGGAUUCGCGUCAACUCGUCAACAAACGGUUAGUCAGUCUUUCCCAUCAAGUGGAGGAUAUCAUGGGAUUGCCUUUGCACAAAGGAGAUGUACGGACAAGCAAUUGGAAAGAGCCGUUGAGCUCUGAACAGGCGACUUACGCCGCGUCCGAUGCAUAUGCGGGCUUUCAACUGUUCUAUGCAUUGGAGGCGAGACGCAUGAAAAUGGAUCCUCGCCCACCGAGGCCACAUUUGGCGGAGUUGAACCUCCCAAUUCAAUUGCCAGAGGGGCUCGAGCCCGCGAAUAUCCCACUUCCCGAGUCAGACGAAGAGGUCGAGGAAUCGGAAGAUGGGGAUAGUGAUGCUCGUUGCGAAUCCAAGGUUCGGGGCUGUGCUGAUAGAGAGGUCGCACCCUUCCCCCCCGAGCCAUUCGACAAUGCAAAGCCAUCGGGGCCCAACGGUCGCGUCCGGCAAGAUGUCCACGUUGGCGCUGAAUUGAAAUCGGCUGACGAUUGGAUAUCUAAUUAUUCCAAUGCUCUACCCAACGGCCAGACGUUGAAAUCGUCCAGAUCUGCGCUUCGAGCGUAUGUAUUAUGGCACGUAUCGGGGAUGGAGCCUGCGAAGGUAGCUUCGGUUUUGCGACAGCCGCCGCUGAAGGUCGCGACCGUGUGCACGUACAUCUUGGAGAGCACUAAGGCCGAGAACUUAGAAUACGACAAAGGACGACUAGAGAAUGUCCUUCGUGAAGGGAUUCCGGAGAAUUUGUGGUGGAGGUAUAAACAAUUGCUCGGUGAUUGA
Molecule: messenger RNA, 1194 nt
Organism: Eremomyces bilateralis CBS 781.70
Lineage: Eukaryota; Fungi; Ascomycota; Dothideomycetes; Eremomycetales; Eremomycetaceae
Product: ribonuclease H-like protein
Exons: 1
Biological process (GO): nucleobase-containing compound metabolic process
Molecular function (GO): 3'-5' exonuclease activity; nucleic acid binding
Source: RefSeq, a predicted model, not a curated record